Molecule: messenger RNA, 5922 nt
Organism: Porites evermanni
Lineage: Eukaryota; Metazoa; Cnidaria; Anthozoa; Scleractinia; Poritidae
Source: the annotation of a GenBank genome assembly
AUGAAAAGUGACAACAGAAAGCCACAGCACUGGAAGGUUGCAGGAAGAGCAGCGAGUGAGAGUAGAAAAGUAUUAACCGCCAAAACACGUCCUUUGCUUGGCUUUUUUUGUUUACACCUCAUUUCAUUAACUUUCUCAAACAAGCCAAAUAGGCAUUAAUCAGCCAUGCAAAUUCUUAUUAGCCACUGUAGACUCUCUCGUUAGACCAGAUCCCUGGCCAAAUUUAUUCCUUUUUAGAUUUUUACCAAUUCUCCUUUCUCUUUUUUCUUGAUUUUCAUGGCAACCUUACUGCAUUUCCAUGUAUGUGCUUAGCGACCAUUUAUUGAAUAAUCUUGAGAAAGUGCACCCGGGGUUGCGGGGUUGUGAAAUUGCAUGUAAAUUUUACCCCAACUGAGCGGGUUACCUCACCUGUUUGGGGUCUCUCACCUCAAUGUAAACAGGCCCUUAGAACUACAGUGGACGUCAUUGAGAACUUUUCCGAAACAGUGUGAUACACGUACAAUUUUUUUCCCUUAAGAAACCUAAUUGUAAUUCGACGUUCUCGCUGCCCUCUUCGUCGUGGUUGCGGCUUAAACUCCCUAAUAGUAUCAGGUCGGAGAUUGGUAGCUCUUUGUUUGUUUUUUUUUUCACAACCCACUUACGUAUAUGUUUUCAUAUUUUUAGCCCAGUUUGAAUGCGAAAUGCCCUUAGGUAUGGAAAAUGGUAAGAUUUCUGAUGCUGAGAUCGAAACCGAGACUAAUAGUUUUGAUGCUAAUUCCGGGCCUGAGAAAGCCAGACUGAGGUCGCCAACGGGAUACCGCGCCGAUCCAGAGGCUUUGAACCAAACUUUACUGAAUUACAUCCUGGUCAAAUUACCUAAGGAAAUGAUUGUAACAGGAAUCGCCACACAGGGCCUUGGUAAAGAGUGGGUGAAAAAGUUUGAACUGUUAGCGGACAAAAAUCAAAGUGAAUUGAUCAGUUUCAAGGACGUUGUUAAUGGUACGACUCUUAAAAAGGUAAGACAAUUAUCUACGGCUUGCCUGCAAUGGUAAUGCUGGUUGCGCAAUUUUUGUGGAUUUCACUGAAUGCAAAAUACUUCUAUUGUAAUUCGAUCUUUUUCACGAGUAGCUGUAGAAAGCGCCGAUUCUGGAUGGAGAAUGCGGUAUUAAUAUUAGUAUAGUUGGGAAAUAGAUUCAGCUAGAGGUUGUCGUGAGCACAGUUUUCUUAAUACGGUAUGACAUCUACGGUUGUGAAAAAUUUUUAAGAACUGAUUCGGCUUGAGAUUUUAAAGAAGGUGAAGUGAUAUCUUUACUGGAAAGGCUACCACAAAAAGACAUAACUUGCGUGGAUUACUUGCAUGGUGACGCAUUUAGAGAGUUGAUUAUGAAUGACGUGUUUGUAAGUUAACUAUCCGUUGAUUAAUUAUUGAAUUUCUUGUUUGCAGAAAUUUAAGGGUAAUACUGAUGGCGAUAGUAUCGUGUUCAAUUCAGUUCCGUUUCCGCUGAAGACAGCAGAAGUCUAUAUACACCCAACGGAUUGGCAUAAGAAUAUUGCUUUGCGAUUUGAAAUUUACGGCUGUGAACCACGUAAGAAACAUCGCCUCUUAAUACCUAUUGAAUUUUGCACUGCGUUAAUUUGCUAAUCGCUAAUUUGUUAAACCCGCUGCUACAUAUACACUUACUCCACUAACUAAUUAAAAGGAACAGUUGUCGGGUAAGAAAUAGGUGAUGCUUAACUUGAUUAUUUUGUGACUAAAUAUUAAUUAGAAAUUGACAUUUGUAGCGCAAAGAAGUUAGAUUUCGUGACAUUUGAUUUCACAGUAAAGUAGACAAAGUCCGAGUAUUUUUACGAUAUAAAAUGAUGUAACUGCAUGCAUUUUCUUAGGCUAAAUAAGGUGAAAGAACGUGCGAUUUUGUAAUGGGAACUUUUACUGUACAUGUGAUGAAUGUAAAAGCACUGCUUUACGCAAGGAUAGUAGAAAAACCACUGUAUACUUAGAAUGUUUUAGUUGAUCGUUUAGUUACGUUUAUCGUUGAUCGUUGUGUUAGAACCGUUGAAUGUGUGAGAAUUGUACAUCGCAGUAGACUGUUGGAUUGGAUUAAAUCGUGUUGUUACAUCAAACGAUACAGUCCUCUUGAUUUGUGUGAACCAGCGAGCGGGGUUAUUAGAAUGCGGCAAUGUCUGUCAGAAAACCUCAAAUGUCUUCUGUUUGCAGCUUCGUACGACUUCACGAUCGUCACUUUAAAGAUGUGCAUUUUAUUCGCAAUGUCUAUCAAAAUAUACUGUUUUCAAAUUCAAUUCAAUUCAUUUUUAUUCACACUUUUACAAAAUAUUUACAUUACACUGUAUAUAUAGUAAGGUAGGAAUACACGAAUAAAGAAAAAGAAGAAGAAGAAGAAGGAAAAAAGAAAAUUAAUGGCUUGGAUAGAAGUGUACGGUGGUCAGAGGAGCUUAGCUUUCGAGCUAACCACCGCUAUAUUAUGAGUGGAAAAACAUAAAAAAUGUGCGCUGAUGGUGCCAUGGCAACUAUGGAUGAUUAUAUCAGUCGUCAUUUUAUGUGAAACAGUCAUAUUACAUUGUUACCUUUGAAAGUUAACUAGAAUUCGCUUGUAUUCUUUUUUGAACUUAUCGUAGCUAAGUGUUUUUAUUUUAGUAGGAAUCUCUUCCCAAGUUUUGGUUAUGACCUUACACGUGGUGCAUGAAAGUUAAGAUGUGAGGCAUAUCUGGUUUUGUGUGAGUGAAUAUCAGACACCUUUACGAGAUAGUUUUGAAACACUUCAGGGAUAUUGGCGUCAUUUUGUGAGCUAGCAAGAAGAUUUUAAGAUUAAAAAUGUUAUCUAUGUUAGGUAUAUCUAGAAAUUUGAGGUAGGGUGCACUACUUUCUCUAUUAUGGCUAAAAAUAUGCAGCGUAUACAUUUAUUUUGUUUUGUUUGAACUCUAGUUAAUCUAAUAGGUAUGUGUUUCCCCAACUCAUAAUUCCAUAAUGAAGGUAGGGGUAGAUAAGUGAGUAAUGUACUUUUUUUUGAGGGUGUUUAAAGUUAAGAAAUGUUGUAAUUUAAAAAGGAUUCUUAAGUUUUUAGAUAUUUUGCUGUUUAUGUGCUGAAUGUGGGGAGCCCAAUUUAGAUUUUUGUCCAUGUAGGUAUUUGAUGUAGUUCUUUUCUUCAAUAUUGCGUAAAUUAAGCUUAAGUUUAUUUGCUUUUUGGAGGGAGGAGAUUGUCAUAUAGUGGGUUUUCCUAGAGUUUACAGAAAGUUUAUUAGCUGAGCAGUAUAUAGCUAAGAAGAUGGUUGAAUUCCUCAUUUAUAGUUUUUUCAAGGUCCUGUAGAGAAUUGGAAGAGUAGAAUAGAGUGGUGUCAUCAGCAAAUGUUCUAAUAUCUGCCUUUUCUAAACAAUUGGGCAUGUCAUUGAUAUAUAUCAAAAAACGAAGUGGGCCAAGGGUAGAACCUUGUGGUACACCACAUUGGAUAGAAACCACUGGAGUAGGACACCACGGAUCCCCCGUAUCUGUAUAAUGUCUGUAGUAGGAUCUGAUGGUUGGCAGUAACAAGGCUUUAGAUAGGUCAAGAAAAAUACUGCAUAUAGCUUCAUUGCUGUCAAUUUUUAUUUUAAGAUUGUCAGUGAGUUCAAGAAUUGCUUGCUCAGUAGAAUAAUUUAUCCUCAAGCCAAAUUGGUGUUUAUACAGAAAAAAAUGCCCGGCGUAAUGAUUUUUCGGUCAUGGUGUAACGAAUAUUUAUGCCUCCUUGCCCGCUUGUCUUUUAUACCCUUAUUAUAAAGAUAAUCUUUGGCUAAAUUCUGGGGUCGUCAGUCGAGCUACGUUUGCAAGAGCGCUUAAAGAAAUAAGGAACAACGAAGGUGUUUGGGUAUAAUUUUGGCCACGCAAGAUGGCCGAUUUAUUGAUUAAAUAUAACAUCUUCAAACAAAUUUGAAUAGCUAUGAUUAUUUGAUUUUUUACGCUCUGGCAAAGGUGAAGGCGGAGAAAAAAGGCACCCAGAGUAAAUAUACUACUAUUAAGAAAGAGGCGGAGGAAGGGAGGAGGAGGGUCAAAUUCGCAAAGCUUGUUACGUCAGGAGACAAAGAGGAAGACUUCGGAGAACACAGCUUGUCUUAUACCCUUACCGUAAAUGAAGUCGAGGCUAAGUACUUUUCCGAAAGAGCUCGUGACUGGUAGUUUUACAGCAAGUAAUAUUCCGGCAAGUAAUUUACCAGCUAGUGAUUUCCCGGCUAGUAAUUUUCCGAUUGAUCUCGUGAUAGUCGUGUGAUCAAUACUUGACUACUUUGUGUCAAAUUGGACCCUGCUCACAGCUCUUCCCUGCCGAUUACCUAUGUCAAAGGUGAAUGCGUGACUAGGAAUAAGUGCCCCUCUUAGCAAACUAACAUAAAUCAUUGCGUGACUAGGUGACAUUAACAUUUUUAUUUGCAGGCAAAUAAACUCCUUUUCCAUGAAUUUGAUUUCUUUUUCCUAGAUUACUAUUUCACUGUUUGGCUUGAAGUCCUUGGCACAAAAUUUUCUCUGAAGUAUAUGGAUCGUGAUGACGUCGACACAAAGAACAUGGAAAUUGAGCUUCUGAACCAGGUAUACGCUUGAUAUUGAUAUUAGGGCUUACUUGAUAAAGUGUACUUUAGGCUGAAAAAUUGUUGUAGGGCGUGGAAGGGAUCAAUUGAGAAAAAAAUUAUUGUUCCCCUUCAUUUAAAGUAUUGCAUCAAUUUGCAGGAUGAACAGUAUCUUCAAAAUGUGGCUGGAUUUAUCUCAACUCAAUCUCCAAGGGGACGUAAACGAACCCAUAUUGUACACUGUUGGAAAAGAGUAGGGGACGUUUCCCGAGUGGCGGCGUGGUGUAUCAGUCCCGAAAUAUAAUUUUAUGCUUUAAGGUGUUUCGAUAUAGUUUUUUAGAGGCCAUACCGAUAUUUUUCAAUCGCUUUAAAAGUGAUUUUGUCCUUGUCUGAUCGCUAUAAAAUUUUUACCAAUGAUUGACUAUAGAUUGAAAUUUGUCAAAAUUUAGGUUUUAGUAAAAUCCAAACAUGACAACAAUAAACAAAAAACCUUGAAACUGAUAAACACCUAAUUUUGUACGAUCUAGACCAGCUAAUGAAAAUCCAACUCUAGGAACUUAAAGUUUGGUGUUUAGCAAAUAACCUCCGUAAGAAGUAAAAAGUUCUGUAUGUUUGAAUUCGACUAAAACGAAAAUAUAUUUCAAACCUUAAAUUUUCAAUAGCCGUAGAUAAAUAGAUUAAAUGGAUUAUUUAAUAAAAACAUUAUAAAUGACUCAAAUUAUUCUUAAGUAGCGUCAGAAAACUGCUUAAUAUCAUAUUUCGAUGCUAGGAAAUUUUGGUCUAUUUUCGUUCUUGCGAUUUUAAAAACUGACCCGUUUUCUCACCACCUGUCUAAGUGCAACUUCACUCAAAAUUUGGACUUUUAGCGCUUUUUUGUAUAUCUCUGAAACGACUCGAACGAAUUUUUUUAAAAUCUUUUCACAUAUCCUACGAACCGGUCAAAAAUCCGCGUUACAACAUUCACUGUUUUGACGUUACACUAAUUUUUCCAAAUUAACGUGGACAAUACAUAUAUCCAUGACCAGUACAUUGCAGUGUGAGUAUUAUCAAUGUUUUACAUUCAAAUGCAAUAAAUUCAAUCUAACAUGUACUAGUCAUGGAGGUAUGUAUAGUGCGCAUUAUUUUGGAAAAAUACUGUGUCUCAGAGUAAAGGCUCAACCGUAUUUUGUAAGCUUCAGUUACAUGCUCUUAGCAAGAAAACCGUGCUUAAAAUUUCGUUUAAUCGUACUUUAAACUUGACCAUCUUUCUGCGAAACUGGCCCUAUUGGUUUUUUUAAAUUAAAAAUUGCAUCAAUUUGCAGGUUGAAAAGUAUCUUCAAAAUGUGGCUGGAUUCAUCUCCGUUGAACUUGAUCGCUUCAGGUUGGAAACCAUUAUUGAUACUGAAGGUUUAUGA